Coregonus sp. 'balchen' is the source of this 920-nucleotide messenger RNA. The record is from the annotation of a GenBank genome assembly. Lineage: Eukaryota; Metazoa; Chordata; Actinopteri; Salmoniformes; Salmonidae.
AUGAUGCUGUAUCUGUCCUUCCCUGUGACCAUGUUCUGGAUCUCCAACCAAGCAGAGUACUUUGAGGAAUAUAUUGUGAAGAGAAAGGUUAGUGUUGUCUUAUCUGGAUUGAUUGGUUGAUUGAUUGAUUUCUUUUAUUUCAUGAUUAAAAGUGCAUAGAACUAAGGUUGCUUCAGCCGGAGACAACAGUAGCUACAUACAGUACAUAACAAUUGUUGAAGCUAAUACACAAUAAAGCCCAAUGGCUUAUUAGGCUCUGGUUCAUUCUUUCAGUGCUUUAAACUUUGUUUAGGUUACAUAUUAUUAGAUUGUGUAGACAGUCUGAAAAGGUUGACAGUACGGUCUGGUAAACUAAAGCUAAUUCUGACAUUUUGUGUAUGACCAUAUCAUAAGUAGUUUUUACCUGUUCAUUAAUGUUAAACUUUCCUUUCCUCUUUCAUGGUGAUCUCUUCUACGACCUUCAGAGGGAGAUUUUCCCACCCGAUGAGAAGAUGCAUGUAAGUGUGUGAAUAAUGUCACGUUAUUAUGCCAACAGUUACACAUCUCUCUUGAUUUAGGAACAAUGAAGUAUGACAUCAAUGCCUACCAAUAGUGACACUUUUGGAGAGGGAAGAUUUGAGGUUAAAGGAAUAUCCCACUCCCAAUACAAUUGAACAUAAUAUGGAAUAUCCCUUUUAAGAACUGUUUUGAUUUGGUGGGAGAUUGAAGGACUGGGGAUGUUGUAUUUGUUGUCAAUGUCUCUGUCCUCAAAGUUGAAAAUCUAUAAAUAGUUUAACGGUUUUGAUUGACAGUGGUAGAUUAUGACUGAAUGAUCUGUGUUACAGAGGAAAGAGCUGGAGGACUUCAAAGAGCGGAUGCGAGACCGCAAGGAGCGGCGGCUACUGAAACGGAUGGCCUUGGAGGAGGCAGAGAAGGAGUGA